AUGACUUUGACUACCGAAGACACGAGAAUCCCGACCGAGAACCAUGCCUGCGUCAUGCUGGGUAUCGACAAGCUUGGUUUGGAGGGCCGACCUAUGCCGCCUCCGCCGGGAGAAUACGAGGUCAUAGUUGCACCAAAGAAAACAGGCAUUUGUGGCUCGGACAUGCACCUGUUUCUUGAAGGUCGCGCGGGAGAGUCUAUGUUUUGUGACCCGUUGAUUCUUGGUCAUGAAGCGGCUGGCGUUGUUGCCCAAGUGGGAUCGAAAGUCACGUCUCUGCAGCUCGGCGAUCGAGUAGCACUUGAACCCGGAUUCUGCUGCAGGAGAUGCGAGUUCUGCAAAGGCGGCGAAUAUGGGCAAUGUGGUGAUUUCAAGUUUGCCGCGGCCGACGGUUUCGACGGAACUUUGCAAGGAUUUUUCACGAUCCCCGCCGAUUUCUGCUAUCGCCUUCCCGAGUCCAUGUCAUUUGAGGAGGGAGCCCUGAUCGAACCACUCGCAGUUGCCGUUAUGGCAGUCAGCAGCGUGGCGAAGAUGAAGCACAACGCCAAUGUGGCAGUUUUCGGAGCUGGCCCCGUCGGCCUUUUAACCAUGGCAGUCGCGAAAGCCCUUGGAGCUAGACGAAUCUUGGCCGUGGAUGUCAAUCAACAGAGACUUGACUUUGCCAAAGACUACUGCGCAACGGAUAUCCACGCCGCUAUCCCCAAGAACUCUGGAGAAGACAACAUGUCUUACUCCAAACGACACGCGCUGGAGAUCAUGAAGAAAUUUGGACUCGGCGAACGUGGGGAGGGUAUUGAUCUAGUCGUGGAAUGCUCAGGCGCCGAAGUUUGUGUCCAGACGGGAAUCUGGCUUGCCAAGCGACGUGCCAUGUUUGUUCAGGUCGGCGCGGGUCCCGCAAACAACCUCAUCCCGAUGUCCAUCCUUGUGAAUAAGGAGAUCACAGUCAAGGGAAGUUUGAGAUAUGGGCCUGGUUGUUACCAGCUGGCUGUUGAUCUUGUGAGACAGGGACGGAUCAACUUGAAGCCCCUCUUGACACAUCGCUUCCCGUUCAAGGAUGCCGCGAAGGCCUUCAAGGCAAUGCAAAAUGGGAAGGGUGAGGACGGGAAAGUGACAAUCAAGGUCAUCAUUGAUGGGCCUUUGGCGUGA
Colletotrichum orchidophilum is the source of this 1143-nucleotide messenger RNA. Its product is annotated as D-xylulose reductase A. The record is from RefSeq and is a predicted model, not a curated record. Gene Ontology annotation, molecular function: L-iditol 2-dehydrogenase (NAD+) activity; zinc ion binding. NCBI's taxonomy places the organism in Eukaryota, Fungi, Ascomycota, Sordariomycetes, Glomerellales, Glomerellaceae. Bases 1 to 1143 code for a protein of 380 amino acids. Gene Ontology annotation, biological process: D-sorbitol catabolic process. The transcript is spliced from 15 exons.